AUGGCGUCCAUCUGCAUGCGAUCCUGCCGCGUGCAAUCCGCCCUCCGAUCCGCCAGAAAUUCUACCACCGUCCGUUCAAGACUCCCUAGCAACAUCCCACGACGUCAUGCUUCUACCGGUACUGGCUCCUCGACGGAAUCCCAGGCCGGCUCGGGUCUGAAGACUGGCCUGUACAGCGUUGCCCUCGCCGGGUCCCUCUACGUCUCUUACCUCUAUGUUACCGAUACGAGGGCCUCCAUCCACGCAUUGUCGCCCAUGUUAAUGCGCUUUGCUUGGAGCGACGCCGAGGACGCGCACCACGCCGGCACUGGCAUGAUGAAGACUCUCUACGAUCUCGGUCUGCACAUCCGCGAACGCGAUAGAACCCUCGCUGAACACCCUGCUUUGGCGACUGAAGUCUACGGCAUGAAGCUGUCCAACCCCAUCGGCAUCAGCGCCGGCCUCGACAAGCACGCCGACAUCCCUGACGCCCUCUUCGCCCUCGGUGCCGGCAUCGUUGAGGUCGGUGGCUGCACGCCCCGCCCGCAGGACGGCAACCCCCGCCCGCGUGUCUUCCGCGUUCCCAGUCUCGACGGCAUGAUCAACCGAUACGGUCUGAACUCGCGGGGUGCCGACAGCAUGGCUAUCACACUGAGGGAGCGCGUGCGCAAGUUCGCCCGCAAGGUUGGCGCGACGGAGCAGGAGGUUCUGGACGGCGAGGCUGGUGUCCCUGCUGGCAGUUUGCUCCCUGGCAGAUUGUAUGCCGAUAUCCUAGUGGUCAACGUCAGCAGCCCCAACACCCCUGGUCUUCGCGACUUGCAGGCCACCGAGCCUCUGACAAGGCUGUUGAGCGCCGUGGUUCAGGAGGCUCGCAAGGUGGACCGCAAGGUUGCCCCCAAGGUCAUGGUCAAGGUCUCCCCUGACGAGGAGGAGGACGCCCAGAUCGAGGGUAUUGUUCAGGCCGUCUGCAGCAGCGGUGUCGACGGCGUCAUUGUGGGCAACACCACCAACCGUCGCACAGGCAUCGUUCCCCAGGGCGUCAAGCUUACUGUCAAGGAGCAGAAGGCGCUGCAGGAGACGGGUGGGUACUCGGGCCCCGCCAUGUACAGCAGAACCCUGGAUCUGGUCGGAAGAUAUCGCAAGAAGCUCGAUGCCCAGACCCUCCAGACAGGCUCGGCCGAGGAGGCGGCUGCCAUUCCUGAUGUUGACGGCUCCCUCUCCGGCAAGCUUCACGAUCUGAUCGAGGGCAAGGAUACCCCGAGAAAGGUCAUCUUCGCGACGGGCGGCAUCACAAACGGAGAGCAGGCGCUCAAGAUCCUCAAUGCAGGCGCCAGCGUGGCUAUGGUGUACACGGGCUUGACAUACGGCGGACCGGGAACAAUUACAAAGAUAAAAAGGGAGAUUAAGGACCAGGCGUAG
Colletotrichum fioriniae is the source of this 1398-nucleotide messenger RNA. Lineage: Eukaryota; Fungi; Ascomycota; Sordariomycetes; Glomerellales; Glomerellaceae. The record is from RefSeq and is a predicted model, not a curated record.